CCUCAAUAAGAUCUUUGAACUUUAUUUUUCACCCGCACGCCUUCUUCGCGUGACUCCGACUCCUUUCAUAUAUCGACCUUCUCCUUUCCUUCUUCCUCUUCUCCUCCAUCUUCAAGUCCAUGGCAGAACCCUCAUCCAAUGUCACAAUCUCCCUCCUCCCAGUAUCCCUCUCCCUAGUACACAUCCCUCGCUCUCGUCUACCCCAGCUAUCACAUCCUGUCAUAAGGCAGAUCUUGCAACCAAACCCCACUUUCAUCAACGUCACCUGCAAUGAGAUCGAACUCAGUCUCUUCGCAGAAUCUCACAUGCUAACAGAUUUCGAACCCGUCGCUAGACGCGACAGGCAAAGGCAACGAUCUCGCUCAGGCUCAGGCUCCGGUACAAAACGUGCUCACUCUUCAUUACCUCAAGACCACCUUGAAAUCUCGUAUGAAAAAUGGAAUGUCCUCCAAAUUGAUUCUCAUUCGGAUGGGCUCGACAGCUCUGGAGCCCGUGUGCAUGAGCUGUCCGCACCCUUGGCUGCAGCUGGAAUUUCUAUCCUAUAUCAGUCCUCUUAUUUGAGCGACUUCAUAUUUGUAAAAGAGUCAAGACUCCAAGAGGUCAUGACUUUACUAGGAUCAACCGGAUUUGAUCUCUAUUCUUCCGAUCCGGAACUACUCACUUCCAGAGUAGUCUCUCCAUUGCUUUCACCAAUCUCCCCCGGUGACGACUCUUUCAUCCCCGACGCAGCCCAAGAUAUCACGGCUGAAUCCGGUGCCAUUCUGACCCGCACAAGGAACAGUCUCGACGCCGUAUCUGCUGCUGCCAUUACUUUGCAGCACUUGAAUCUCACGGCGUCCCCUGAUGACUCACCAGAAAGCAGUCCCACUCAUCAUAAACCUCCAUCACGUCACAAAUCACACUCCCCGACCUCGGGCGAAGUGCGCAUAUUGUCCCCUAACCUCGCUUGUGUCGGCCUCUCUGAUGACAGUGUUGACACAUGGGGACUUAAGAUCGUAAAGCUAGUGGCGUUCCCCGAGUUGAUCCCCGUCAAGGAACAACCCUCACGGUCAUGCAAGCCACAGUCUCGCAGUACCCACCCACCCAGCGGCGUUCCGUUAUCGUCGUCAAGUCGAAAUCGAUAUUCAGACUCAUCAGAUUCAUAUUCUUCCUCUGACGAUGACGACGAAGAAGGCUACUUUUCUCACUCGCCUCUCGGUAACCUGUCGUCAACUUCACUACAGUCUUCCGUCGCUUCCCGGUCCUUCCCUGAUCUAUCGAUUUCGGCCCCUACUCAAACUGGACCUUUCAAGCCUUCUGCGAAACACAUUGUUGCACCACUCGCACCGCUUUCUCCUCUUGAACCAAAACCAGCAUCACAUCGUAGACCCACUUUCCAUCAUAUGGACGCAUCAGUUACCAUCAAGAAGCCUGCAGAGGAAACCAUACGUGGCACGGUUCCAUUCUUCAGUUUUACCCGUACGCAAGAAGGCACCUCAUUAACGACUGAUGUUUCUGUUCUUGCCGCCCUAUUUCCUCCGAAUGAGCGGCACAUGAUGAUUUGUGCUGGCGAACUUGAUGCUCUUGAUGCCCAAAGUUCGAGUGCAGAUUCAGACUCCGAGGACGACGAGGACACGCUAUCAUCAGGUGGUGCCCUUAAAUGCUUGCAGAUCGAUCUGCGCAGAUUCGGGCUUGAUAAACACGGAUUGGUGAACCGCUUUUCUCGAGUUCUGGAACAAAAUGGCAUCAACCACAUGUAUAGCUCGACCUAUAAGACAGCUAAUCUGCUGGUUUCCAAAGCACAUGCCAAUCGUGCCCGAGCCUUACUGAAGGCUUGUUAAAUUACAUCUCCGAUCUCCAUCUCCAUUACCAAUCGAAUCUUUUGGCCUUCGCAACUCCACCACCCAAAAAUGAUCCAGGGCAACGCCCGGUGCCGAUUCACACAAAUUCAAUUCAAUCCCUGGUGUCAUACCCAAGGAAUUUUAGAAGUACUUUACAAAAAAACCCAUAUUUCCGCAAGCCCCGCUUUGUUUUUCGUUAGGCGUUAUGACGAUUGAUACCCCCGUUUCUAUAUCAUUAUGGGUAUCCCAUCCCAUGUUUCAGAUUUCUUUUUUGGUUUUAAAACCCCCUCCAUUUUGCGUUUGCGCGUCGUAUGUAGCGUAUGUUUGUCCACCAUCGUCUCAUUUUGGUUGUUAUCUCAUCUACUCACCCCCAAUGUUCUUUUAUGCAUCCAUCACACACAUACUUGUCAGGAAUAUUCUGUAGUAUGUAGCAUCUUGUAUUGUUACCGCGGCGAGGGUGCCUCAUGUUGAGGGAGUAGCUUUGGGACGUAGUUGCCU
Molecule: messenger RNA, 2318 nt
Organism: Suillus clintonianus
Lineage: Eukaryota; Fungi; Basidiomycota; Agaricomycetes; Boletales; Suillaceae
Exons: 5
Coding region: 120-1820 (566 amino acids)
Biological process (GO): regulation of intracellular signal transduction; cellular response to L-arginine
Cellular component (GO): cytosol
Source: RefSeq, a predicted model, not a curated record